Molecule: messenger RNA, 1531 nt
Organism: Glycine soja
Lineage: Eukaryota; Viridiplantae; Streptophyta; Magnoliopsida; Fabales; Fabaceae
Product: WD repeat-containing protein 55-like
Exons: 16
Coding region: 193-1251 (352 amino acids)
Molecular function (GO): protein binding
Source: RefSeq, a predicted model, not a curated record
GGCUUUAUUUUUACGGUUGAUCCAAUUUGCCAAUGCUACGUCUGCACCGCGUUUAGGGUUUAGGGUUUUUGCACUCUCAGCCCAUUCGACAAGCGAUUACAGCUUCCCGUAGUUGACGGUAUCACUCUAAAUUAGAAUCAAGAAAAUUCACUGAAACAUCAAAGCAUAGUCUUGGCUUAGAACAGGUGAAGAAUGGAGAUAAGUUUGGGGAAACUCGCAUUUGACAUUGAUUUUCAUCCCUCGGAUAAUCUCGUUGCUGCCGGUCUAAUUACCGGUGACCUUCACCUAUACCGUUAUACUCCUGAUAGCACCCCUGUGAGGAUGUUGGAAGUUCAUGCUCACACUGAGUCCUGCAGGGCUGCUCGAUUCAUCAAUGGUGGACGUGCGAUCUUGACAGGUUCUCCUGAUUGCUCGAUACUUGCUACGGAUGUGGAAACUGGAUCUACAAUUGCUCGUCUUGAUGAUGCUCAUGAGGCUGCAGUAAAUAGAUUGAUAAACUUGACUGAGUCAACUGUUGCCUCAGGAGAUGAUGAAGGUUGUAUAAAGGUAUGGGAUACCAGAGAGCGUUCUUGUUGCAAUUCUUUUAAUGCUCAUGAAGAUUACAUUUCAGACAUGACUUUCGUUUCUGAUGCAAUGAAACUGUUGGCUACAAGUGGAGAUGGGACACUGUCUGUUUGCAAUCUUCGAAGAAAUAAAGUGCAAGCUCAAUCUGAAUUUUCUGAAGAUGAGCUAUUGUCUGUGGUUUUAAUGAAGAAUGGUAGGAAAGUUGUAUGCGGAUCACAAACUGGAGUCAUUCUAUUGUAUUCAUGGGGAUGCUUCAAGGAUUGUAGCGAUCGAUUUACUGAUCUCUCUUCUAACUCUAUUGAUGCUAUGUUGAAGCUUGAUGAAGAUAGGAUUAUUACUGGAUCAGAGAAUGGGAUUAUCAACCUGGUUGGGAUAUUACCUAACAGAGUCAUCCAGCCAAUUGCAGAACACUCAGAGUAUCCUGUUGAGUGUCUUGCAUUCUCCCAUGAUAAAAAGUUCCUUGGAAGCAUUGCCCAUGAUCAAAUGUUAAAGCUAUGGGACUUGGAUAAUAUUCUACAAGGCUCAGGAAACACACAAAGAACUGAAGCUGGAGGAGCUGUUGACAGUGACGAUGAUGAGAUGGAUCUAGAUGAUGAUCCUUCAAAGAUUAAUAAAGGGAACAAGAGAAAGAAUGCAAAUAAUGGGAACGCCCUAGGUGGUUCGAACAACUUCUUUGCAGAUUUGUAGGAGGUUUGAAUGCAUCUCUGCUCAAAUGUGUUGAUCACCCAAUUAGAACACUUGCGUGAUUUUCUAAUCAAUAUUAAGUUGAAGGCGCCCCUUCCAAAAAUUGAUAUAUACAUUGAACCGUGUCCAGAUGAUGGCUUUUUUGUGCGUUAUAUUGGUACAAGGAUGCAAUUUUUUUUCUUCAAUAUAUGAAGUAAUUCAUUAUGUUAAAUUAUGAAAUACCGUGACCAUUUUAUUGUGGUUUCCUAUUAUAUAUUUUUGUGUUGUUUAAUUGAAGUUCCAA